Populus nigra (black poplar) is the source of this 2775-nucleotide messenger RNA. Its product is annotated as pentatricopeptide repeat-containing protein At5g16420, mitochondrial. Gene Ontology annotation, molecular function: protein binding. The coding region runs from base 138 to 1775 and encodes 545 amino acids. Lineage: Eukaryota; Viridiplantae; Streptophyta; Magnoliopsida; Malpighiales; Salicaceae. The record is from RefSeq and is a predicted model, not a curated record. The transcript has 2 exons.
GAGAUAUUUUACCUUUUGAUAUCAUAGUGUGAAAGUUUAUUCGAAAAUAAAACAAAAAGAAGCAAAAAACAAGAAGCAAAAAUUUUUCAGAGACGAGAGUAAUCAGUGCAACUGUGAGCUCCUCCUCACCUCCGACAAUGUUCUGUCAUGCUCGAUCUCAUCUCCGCCGCACCAACAUCACACUAACCACCACUCUCCUCCGUACUCUAACCACCGUCGGCGCCGCCGCCUAUCCUGAGAUCCCACUCCUCCAAGAAUCUACCUCCUACACAGUAACACCCCCAAUAAAACCCUGGCCUCAACGUCUCUACCCAAAACGCCUAAUCUUCAUGAUUACCCACCAAGAAAAUCUCGACCUCGCCUUCCAAAUCUUCGACUACGCUGGAAAAUAUCACCCUGGUUUCUCCCAUACUUACGACACUUACCACUCCAUCAUCGACAAGCUCUCUCGUGCUCGCGCCUUUGGUGGGGUAGAAUCUCUACUCUCUCAACUGUCACGUAACUCCUCUCACAUCAAAUGCGGCGACGAUGUUUUUAUCUCUGUAAUUCGCAAUUAUGGCCUUGCAGGUAGGCCUAGAUUAGCCCUCAAAACAUUUACGCGAAUCAAAGAAGAAUUCAGUAUGCAGCCUUCUGUGAAAUUAUUGAAUACUUUAUUGAAUGUUUUUGUGCAGAAUAAAAGGUAUGAUUUAGUGGGUUCUACGUUGAAAAAUUGUAAAGAUAAAUAUGGGGUUUUGCCUAAUGUGUUUAGUUUUAAUAUUUUGAUUAAGGCUCUUUGUAAAAAGAAUGACGUAGAAAAUGCUCUUAAGGUGUUCGAUGAAAUGCCCACGAUGGGAAUGAUUCCAAAUCUGGUGACUUAUACGACUAUUUUAGGUGGGUUUGUUUCACGGGGCGAUUUGGUUAAUGCUGAGAAGGUUUUUAGUGAUAUUUCGGAUAAAGGGUGGUUGCCGGAUGCGACUACUUAUACAGUUUUGAUGGUUGGGUAUUGUAAACAAGGGAGGUUGAGUGAUGCUAUCAAGGUAAUGGAUAAUAUGGAGUAUAACGGGGUGGAACCGAAUGAGGUUACUUAUGGGGUUAUGAUUGAUGCUUAUUGUAAAGAGAAAAAAUCUGGUGAAGCUCGUAACUUGAUUGAUGAUAUGCUUGAUAAGAAGUUUUUGCCAAGUUCGACCCUUUGUUGUAAGGUUAUUGAUGUGUUAUGUGAGGACGGGAAGGUGGAGAAUGCUUGUCAUUUGUGGAAGAGGAUGUUAGAGAAGAAUUGUUUGCCAGAUAAUGCAAUAAUGAGCACACUUAUACAUUGGCUUUGUAAGGAGGGGAAAGUGUGGGAAGCCAGGAAAUUGUUUGAUGAGUUUGAGCAAGGUACGAUUCCAAGUCUUAUGACAUAUAAUAUUCUCAUUGCAGGGAUGUGUGAGAGAGGGGAGUUGAAUGAGGCAGGCAGGUUGUGGGAUGAUAUGGUGGAGAAGCGUUGCAGGCCCAAUGCUUUUACAUAUAAUAUGUUGAUUAAGGGUUUCAUGAAGGCUGGGAUUGUGAAGGAGGGAGUUAGGAUUCUUGAAGAGAUGUUGGAUAGUGGGUGCUUGCCUAAUAAGUCAACAUACACAUUAUUGAUUGAGGGGUUACAGGAAUCGGGAAUGGAAGGAGAUGUGGAUAAGGUUGUGUCUAUGGCCAUGGCAAGCAGAGAAGUAGAUGCUGAUUCUUGGGAUCUCUUCUUGCACAAGAUUGUUGGUAAUCUGGAUUGUGGGACUGGUGCUCUUGAUAGAUUGUUAAUGGAAAGUGCUACAUAGAGAUCCAUUCAUCGGACUUCAUACAGUAAUGGACGAAGUGGUAUUUGAUUAUUCGAGGGCACUGACUGCAGAAGCUCCCAGUAAUUUAUAGAGUUGCUAACGUUCACUUAGCAGGUGCUCUCUCUGUCUUGGUUUGGAUGUCACUGUUAAGAGAGACUGAAAAGCUCUGUGAAGCAGCAAGAGGAGCAUAUUGUAGGAUUUUAUGUUCAAACUGGCCUCAAUUGCUGAACUACAGAGCAGAUAACUGAGGAAUUUUUAGCACUAUUAGUUUUAAUAGACCGUUGGUAGUUUUCAAGAUAAUGCUUGCAUUGGUGAAUGAGCUGUCAUGCCCAAAACACAUGAGCUGCUGUUAGUUAAUACGUUAUGCAAAAUUUGUUGCUUAUGUAGUCUGAAAAUUCUAUCCAAGGGUAGGGCAUUGGUAUUCUUAAAGCUUUGAAAGAAGAGGUGCGCAAUGUGAGGACCUGGUUUCUCUCUCUUUCACACACACAAAGAACCACAGAGGAAGCAUCUGCUAGGUCUGAGUGCGAGCUCAGAGAUACUGAAUAAGGGACAUGGCUUAAGUGUCAAAUUGUGGGGGCAGUGCCUUGUUAGAAAUCAUGGAAUACAGACAUGCAUAACAGCCUGCUUCUGAGAAGAACAUCUGUUUUUUAUUUUUAUUUUUAUUUUUUGUGUAGCAUGUCAAUGGAGGAAAAAUAUAAGGAUCAAAUCUAGCUAAACAUAUGGUAGCAAUAUUGAGAGAACAUAACUGAUUUUUCUCAUAACAGAACAAUGAAUCUCUGUUGGAAGAUCGUUUCAGCUAUUGGCUAUAAUCUUAAGAUGGUCAGCCAUUAUAAAACUGUUGGCAAUGAAUUCUUCUUCUUCUUCUUCUAUUUAUUUUCCUUCUUGCGUGUGUGAUAAGGAUGGAAGAUUACAAUUGGUGUUGUGGCUGAAUAUAUUCAGUUUUCUUCCACUUUAUUCGUUGUAAAUUAACUUAUGUUCUAAAUGAUUGAGCUUGGCUGUA